AUGAAAGGGGGUAGGAAGGCAGUGAGUGAGAAUGGGCGUAUGUUAGAGAGAGAUGAAGAUCUUGUUCUAUUCCGGGAAUUGCAUAAACGUGAAAAGGAUAGAAUUGCCACUCUCCUUCAGCCUGUUUCCGAUGAGUUUGAACCAAAUGGGUCAGCAGGUACCUACCUACAAUACCACAUACUAAUCUGUUCCGCUGCAGGAAAUUUUGCACUCUACAGAAUAGCAUCCGGGAAGAAAGGAUGUGGAUACCAGUUUUUCCCUGAUACCAUAAAAAAUGAUUAUGAUUGGUUGAAAACACCACCCGCAACCCCUCUCUUUCCGUCGCUUGAAAUGGAAGCAAAUGCCGCGCAACCUGUCGUCCAACGGGAGUUACCUAUCAUUCACCCACCUCCUUCAAGGUUUGCAGGCCAUAAAGAGUCCAAAAGAAGCAUAAAUGGAAGGGCGAAAUCUCCAAAUCCCAAGCCAAAAAUCCCUUCAAGAUCCAUAACUCCUAGUCAUAGGCCACUGGUAAACAACAGCACCAAAGUAGCCAACUAUGAUCCUCUGAAAAGUAAACGAACAAAUGUGGGUACUGCCGACAUGCACAUGGACUUUCUCACUUCAAAUCUGUCCCAAAAGCUAGCAACAACUCAGACCACAAAGCCUAGGAGUAGAGGUGUGUCGCCAUUGGCAAGACCAACCAUACCAAUCCAAUAUCCCACGCCUCCUAAUCGUUCUUCUUCCGCUAGCCGAGGGCGGGCAGUGCUUCACCAAAACGCUUCGACACCAAGGCAGUCGUGUUCACCUAUGGCUAGGGGCCGGAGACAACAAGAAGCCAUCAAACCCACACAGCCAUUCUUGGGGAGCAAGAUGGUAGAGAAAGUGAUGAAUGCUAGGAAGUCCAUCUCAAGCAUUAAUGAUCAAGGCCAAAGGGAUACAAAACAAAAGUUACGAGGCUCCACUACCAAGCAUUUGGAGAUUAAACGCGACUCCACUCAGCUUGGCGUUUUUCACAGACGCAGAGAACAAGGCUGAAGGAAUUUCCUUGUUUGGGUCUGGGAUUCUUCCGAAGAUUUACAUUUUCUUUUUAAAUGUUUGGUGUAACAUCAUCUUCAUGCAAUCUUUUGACUCUAAAUGUAUUGUAUAUAUACACAUGUUGGAACCCAAAUCUUGAGACUCAAAACCAGGCAUUAUCUUGCUAGAUUUUUCAUAAA
Molecule: messenger RNA, 1193 nt
Organism: Gossypium arboreum
Lineage: Eukaryota; Viridiplantae; Streptophyta; Magnoliopsida; Malvales; Malvaceae
Exons: 5
Coding region: 1-1014 (337 amino acids)
Biological process (GO): cortical microtubule organization
Cellular component (GO): cortical microtubule
Source: RefSeq, a predicted model, not a curated record